Molecule: messenger RNA, 2524 nt
Organism: Manduca sexta (tobacco hornworm)
Lineage: Eukaryota; Metazoa; Arthropoda; Insecta; Lepidoptera; Sphingidae
Exons: 2
Coding region: 1602-2447 (281 amino acids)
Biological process (GO): detection of chemical stimulus involved in sensory perception of smell; sensory perception of smell
Cellular component (GO): plasma membrane
Molecular function (GO): odorant binding; olfactory receptor activity
Source: RefSeq, a predicted model, not a curated record
CGAUAUUUUUCUACGUGAUAACGAUAACAAUCGUCAUAUUAUAUUACUACGUGUACUUAUUCAACAUGAUUUGGUUUGUGUUCGUGAGAUGUAGAGAGAGACAUGACCUGGUGGCAGCCAUGGUUAUCUUGUCGCUCGGCGUGUGUAGCGAAGUGUCUGUCAUCAAGUUAGGUUUCAUGGCCUUCAAUAGGUAUAUUAUUUUAUUUUUUUACCGACGGCUUGACAAAGACCUCACUGUACCUGGUGAUAACUUAAGGAAAUCCCAAAAACAUGUGGUAAGAGGUAAUCAUCACGGAAAUUCGGCACAGUUAUAUGGGUCUGCAUAUUUGCUUCAUCACGCACCGCAUGAAGGACCCUAAGUUACGUGCGAAGUCUCGUAAUGCCCAGAAUUUCACUAUCUACAUCUUAUUCUUCUUCUUCAGGCUUUGGCAAUCCGCUGCUGUUCAUAGCUGUACCUUAAAAAUGGCCAUACCUAUCUCUUAGAAGCGGCCUCCACCUAGCUAAAAUGCUCUUUAAACUCCAGUACACCCGUGCUGAUUCAGCAAAAAUAGAGGACGGUAGUACCUAUCCAGACGGCCUCUUUUACCAUUAUAUUUUGAUAAGUAAUCAGCACCAUCCAUUAAUAUGCCUAUGAAUUUAUGAAAAAUGGAGGAUAUUGCUAGAGUUAACAGUUUUCAUUUAAUUUAAAUUUACUAACACUUUUUGUAAGUGGACAAGUCCUUUAUGAGUAAAUAAAAUGAUAAUUCUCCAACCCAAUAUGGUUUGGCAUUAAAAUGAAAACGAAAUCCAUUAUUAGGUACUUACAUAAGUAAAUACUGAACUAAACGCAUUAUUUUCCAAUUAACAGAGAAUGCCCAUCUUUAACAUAUAUUUCAAACGUUAAUAAGCUAAACUACAAUGUCUUGGAAGGUGUAAUUUGUAAAGUAAUUUACUAUGAUUACAGGUAUGAAUGAUAAUGUUUCUUAAGAGCAUAACAUUAGACACGGAAGAAUAAUUUCCUUGAUACUGAACUACUGUUGUUUAAAGAAAGAUAUAUUAUUUGAUUUAGUGCUAAUGCCAAAAUGUAGGCCCUGGAUUCGAUUUCCCAUGUCAAACUAAUUAUAAUUCGGAUAUUCCAAACCAACUUAUAAUUUGCCUAGUGGUCUAAUUUGUACACAACAUAGUAUAAUCUUAUUAAGGCAGAAGCAAGCUAGCGAACUUGCAUUGAUUACUACUACUCCUUGACUGUCUCAGUGAUGUAGAUCACGUAGAGUUCUCGGGUUUGAGGCCAAGGUCGGGAAAAAUCAUAUUGAGUUUUUCUGCUCAGUAAUAGCUCGAAGUCGGGAAUUAUACCCGGUUAAUAACAAUAGGCUCAUCCACUAUAACAUGGGACUUUACAAUAUUUAACGUACUUAACGAAAUUUGGGCGUGUUUCACUUCUGCCUACCCAUGAAGAGGGAAAAAGACGUGUUGCUAUGUAUAUAUGUAUACUACUUCUUUGAACAUUUUGGGGUGAACUAACAUGUGAUAAAUAUUUCAGUGACGAAGUACGAUCAAUCGUAGACCAUUUCUUAGAAUGUGAUGCAAGUGUAUUGCCCGGCACCCGAUAUUAUAACAACAUAAUGAAAACUCUAAGAAUCGUGAAGCGACGCGCUGUUGGGUACUGGGUGACGAUCGUGAUGAACGGGAUUAUUUAUAACAUCACCCCCAUAUUUAGGUCAGGACGACAUCUAUCUGAGGACCUGAUGGUGAUUUACGGUCUCGAACCAACGAUUGAAACGCCAAAUUACGAAAUUUCGUCUUUAUUAAUGACAGUCGCUGUGAGUUUUGUCUGUUUUACUGUCGCUAGCACUAGUGGCAUCAUAAUAAUACUAGUAGGUUACGUGGAAGCGAAUAUGCUUUCAUUAUCUGUAGAAAUCAAAGAAAUAUGGAAUGACGCAGUAGCUGAUAAAAAAGAGAAGAAAGAGUACCAACAUCUCAAAAACCAACCGAUGAAAAUAGUAAAUAUGUAUGUGAAACGUCGUCUCGUUAACAUAAUUGAAAGGCAUAAGGCAAAUAUAAAUCUGUUGAGCGAUGUAGAACAUCUUUUCCGAAUUCCAAUUGGUGCAGGAUUUUUAUGUCAAACCAUAUCGAUCGUAGCGGAAUUGCUUGGAGGACUCAAAAACACUUAUCUAGAGGUACCGUUUGGGCUAGUUCAGAUUACCAUGGACUGUUAUAUCGGCCAGAAAGUUAUGGACGCCAGUUUGAUCUUUGAGGAAGCGGUAUACGAUUGCAAAUGGGAGAAAUUCGACAAUUCAAAUAUGAAGUUGGUGCUAACGAUCCUUCAGAAUUCUCAGAAGACGAUGAGGUUGUCUGCCGGAGGAAUGGCGACCAUGAGCUUCAGUUGUCUCGCGUCUGUGCUAAAUUCCAUUUACUCCACGUAUACCACGCUACAUGCAAAGAUAAAUAAAAAUACCAGAAGCAAUUGAUAUCACUUAUUAACUAUAUGUAUUAGGAAGUCACUGAAUUUUCAACAUUAUCUAAAAUAAAUAUCUAAGUAACUUAA